Molecule: messenger RNA, 959 nt
Organism: Portunus trituberculatus (swimming crab)
Lineage: Eukaryota; Metazoa; Arthropoda; Malacostraca; Decapoda; Portunidae
Product: galectin-3-like
Exons: 2
Coding region: 34-522 (162 amino acids)
Source: RefSeq, a predicted model, not a curated record
ACACACUGAACGCCUGAGAUUUUCACCAGCAUCAUGCGGCUCCUGCUACUCCUCGUCUCCUCCUUGGCCGCCCUCGGUUACGCUGAGCCAGACUACGGCGCAGCACCAGUUCACACUCUGCCAGGAAAGGUCCCUGUCCACACCCUGCCUGCAAAGUUACCUGUCCAGACCCUACCCGGAAAGGUCCCUGUCCACCCAUUGCCUGUACAUGCCCCUGUCCAGACCUUGCCUGGAAAGUUACCUGUACAGACCCUACCCGGAAAGGUCCCUGUCCACACCCUGCCCGGAAAGCUUCCUGUUCAAACCCUGCCUGGACAUGUUCCUGUCCAGACCCUGCCUGGAAAGCUCCCUGUUCAUUCCCAGCUAACCAGACCGCACGUGUCCCCGCUUCGCCCUCAGCUGGGAUUAAGUUACGGCUCCAGAGCAAGCUGCCGGGGAAGGUGCCCCGCCUCUCUCUCUGCUCGGGCAAUCUGCUGCAGGCGCUGGGGGUCCUGCUGCACCAACAGGCCUUACUAUGGCUAGUCAACACAUUACUGCCCCAAUGAUGACCCUCCCUCUGGACUGAAUUCUGGAUACGAAGAAAACUCCUCACCUGUGAAGAUGGAGGGAGUGCUGGGUGGAGAGAAGCCUUGUGCUGGACUGUUACAUAAAGUAGUUAAUUAAGAAUAGUUCCCCAACAGCCAGGCAGAUUCAUCAAGGUCUGUUACUGUGUUUCUCCUGAGUAUUAAUGCAAACUUGUAAGCAUCGGGGACUCAAAAUGUCUUUCUUGUAUUUAUGGGUAAAUUUUGUAGACUUUUCUAGUUUGUAAAAUGUCAGGUAGACGAUUUUUUCUUUGCAUCUUUUCUAGUUCUAAUUACUUUUUUUUUAACACUUUUGAUAUUCUAUUAAGCAAAACCUUAGUUCUAACUUCAGGUGGCUGAUUCGUAACCAUAUCCUUGUGAAAUAAAUUAUAGUGCAGU